Messenger RNA from Diabrotica virgifera virgifera (western corn rootworm), 1879 nucleotides. RefSeq lists its product as uncharacterized. The transcript has 2 exons. NCBI's taxonomy places the organism in Eukaryota, Metazoa, Arthropoda, Insecta, Coleoptera, Chrysomelidae. The record is from RefSeq and is a predicted model, not a curated record. The coding region runs from base 79 to 1815 and encodes 578 amino acids.
AGGAAUGUGCAUUAGUCUAAUUAUUUUGGUGUAACUGAACAAACAAUAUCAACAGUGAGCACUUAAGUUUAAUCUACAAUGCAAACAAGUGCAUUAGAAGUUUUAAUAGACAUAUCCACAGCUAACAGUAACGGAGGUCGAAUAAAAUGUAGUGAAAAUGCAUUGACACUGUUUUGGGAACUACUCCAUGACGAAUAUUCUCAAGAAAUUGAAUACGCAUCUAUGAAAAGAGCUAUUGAAAAGCAUUGGAAAGAGUUUUGUGAUAAUUAUCAAGAAUAUCAGAAAGAUGCGGUUAAAAACAUAACGUUUCAUGUAUUUACCAAUGUUUUUCUUGUCACAAACCAGAAAGAAAGGUUACAAGCAUGGAAUAGUAUAGUGAAUUAUGCCUAUGACUCUCUGGUUCAAAAACAAGCUCAAUCAAAGCUUCACGCUCUCAUUAUGACCAAACCAGAAUACAAGAGCUUGGUAAGAGAUCUUAUUCCUUUUGUAAAGCUUAAUGUAAUUCUUAAAUCACUAGAAUUGCCUUGUAAAAAUACUGUAGCAUUAAAAUCUAUGCUUCAAGAGCUAAAUGAACAUACAGUCUCUCCUGCACUAUCAAGAGAAGAUUGCUACGAGAUAAUUGCUGCAAAAUUAGGAACAGAUGAUGUAGACUUAGUAAGUUUUAAAGUUGAUUAUUUGGAUUCCAGCAUGGGUUUCAUGGGAGAAUACGCAAAACUAAACAUCCUUGUAAAUCGCUUAAAAAAGGAAGAAACCCAUAAGUUUUUCAUCAAGCUCGUGCCACAGAUCAUUGAUGAAUUAAGAGGAGGUUGGCUUAAAAUAUCUGUCAAAAAAGAAGCUGAGCUCUACCUGCGAUUUAUAGCGAUGGCAAGGAAAUUGGGUUUCGAAAAAGUUAGUAAGUUUGCCCCUGAAUGUUAUCUCCAAUCUCAAUCAUUUCUAGCUUUCGAAGAUGCUUCGGUGGAUAAUUACCAAUCUCCACCUUUGGAAGACCUUGACUAUAAACAUCUUUCAAUUGCUUUCAAGGAAAUGGCUAAGCUACACUCAACUUCCCUUUUACUCGAACAUAAGUUAGCAGCUUUAUCGGGUGUCAAGAAGACUUUGGAUGAGUAUUUUCCAGAGAUGCUCACAGAAAUGUUUAUCCAUGACUCAUCAGAUGCGUUCACGGCUUGUAAUCUACGAAGUAUGCAAAAAGAAGCAGAACGGUUUCCAGAAAUUGUUAAAGAUAUGUCUAUGGAAGAGUUCCAGAACAGAAUUAAAACCCAUGUAUACUCAAAGAUUUAUUCAGGCUUCAGAAAAUCCAAAAAGUACGUUAACGUCAUUUGUAAUGGGGACGUCUGGUGGAAAAAUAUUAUGUUCAAAUGGGAUGAUAAUAAAAACCCCAUAGCUUGUUAUUUGAUCGAUUUUCAAAUGUGCAGAUACGUACCGCCAGCGUUGGAACUACUGGUGCUAACUCAGGUGUGUACAAAUAUAGAAACCAGACAAAAGUACUUGCCAAAACUUCUGGACGAAUACUAUAACCACGUAAAGACAAAUUUGGAAGAAUAUGGGGUUAAUGUUGAAGAAGUCUUUCCUUACAAAGAUUUUAUUUCCUCAGUGGACGACCUUAAACCUUGUGCUGUAUAUAUAGCUACUCAAAACCGUUCCGUUAUUUUUAUACCCCCAGAAAGACUGGAGAAGAUGAAGUCCAGUCCAGAAGAAGCUAUGCAUUUCUAUACCGUCGAGAAAGAGUACUUAUACGAUGAGGUUUGGAACCAAAUGCCUCUUCAUAGAAUUAGAGAAGACUUUCAAGAACUAUAUUGGCUCUGUUUGAAAGAUUGAUGUAAUAUACUCAUAUACUCUACUAUAAAGCUCAGAUUUAUUGUAAAUAUAUUAUAAAAACUAA